GGAAGAAUGCCAACGAAAGCGACAGGUUUGAUGUAGGAGAUAACAAACGAUAACAAAAUUCGUGGGAUUAUCGAUUGCAUUGUUGCGAUUCAUACAAAAUGGCGUCGAAGAGGAAGCAAGAUGACAAGCACCUUAAACAAUUACGGGAGAUGGUUAGCAAAGAACACAAUAAAACGUGUUUUGAGUGUAAUCAGAGGGGACCUACAUAUGUUGACAUGACAAUAGGGACAUUUGUAUGUACAUCAUGCAGCGGAAUUUUAAGAGGUAUCAAUCCACCACACAGGGUCAAAUCUAUAUCAAUGGCAAGUUAUACAGCAGCAGAAAUGACUUUCUUAGAAAAGAAUGGCAAUGAGGUUUGUAGGCACAUAUGGCUGGGUUUGUACGACUCCAAAUCACAACCCGGCCCUGAGUCCAAAGAAGACACCAAGGUGCGGGACUACCUGGUGCAGAAGUACGAGAAGAAGCGGUGGUACGUGGAGCCGGGCCAGGCCGCCGUCCUGGCCGCCGCCAAAGCAAAGGAAGUAGCAGAGAGUGCAGAGAGGAAAAGCACAAGCAGCUCACACAGUACGCCCGAGCCCAAGCCGCUCAAGUCGUUAAUAGGCAGCAACGCAGCUCCAAUAAAAGUAUCACAGCCACCUGGUCACUCCACUUCCACACACAACAUCAGCAAACCUCCUACGUUAGCUCAAACUGCCAACAAACAAAAGUCUGUUGAUCUUCUAGCUGAUCUAGGGGGAGACCCUUUCGCAAGUGCAUCACAACCAGCACAAACUGGAGGCUUUGGGCAAGCACCCUUCGGUCAAGCAACUCAACAAUCUCCAUUUGGCCAGCCAGCCCAGCAGGCAGGCUUUGGGCAACAGCAGACGCCUUUCGGGCAACAGGCCGCAUUUGGACAACCAGCCCAACAGGGAGGGUUUGCCGAUUUCAGCCAGGCUUUUGGAGGACAACCGCAAAGUAGCCAAGCCUUUCCAGAAAAUAAUCCCAAGAAAGAAAGCUUUGAGACGUCGGGUGGUUCUGGAGACCUUGCAGACUUAUUCCUUUCCCCUCAAACUACCCAACAGAAUGAUCCUUUCAUGCCAGCAGCUCAGCCCGCUGCAGGGUCUGCACCGUCAUCCAAUAACUUUGGGGCAUUUGAAUCGGCAUUCACUCCCCAGUCUGCUCCUGUUCCUGUUGCCUCCUCCGCAGCACCCCUCAACCCCACAGUGCAAGGAUUACAAGGGCUCUCCAUUGCCAAUGCCAGUCCGCCAUCGGGUGGAGCUGCAGCAUCAGCAAGCUCCGGUGGUGACAAAUACGCAGCAUUUGCUUUAAUGGACAGCAACGCCACAUCCAGUGCAAGCACUACCGUCAACUGGAGCGGAGGCAGUAGUUCGUCGGGUGGUAUUAAUUGGGGUGGCGGAGGUGGUGGUAGUGCUGUUCCUAAGAGUUCGUCAAGUUCAGGAAUUGAUUGGGGUACAGGGAUGGCUAAGUCAUCACCGCAAGCAUUUCCGGGAACAGGUAGCGCAUCAGCCACAUCAUUAGGGACAACGUCAACAUCUUCAGGCCAACUGUUUGGCUCAGCAAGUUUUGGUACACAAGGAACGCCGCAGGGUAAUCCCUUCAUGGCUAUAUCAAGUGGUGCUACCCCAGCAACAAGUACUAUGGCAAACAACCCUUUCCUAGCAGGUGGAGCACAAGGGGCUCCAGCCCAAGCAAAUGGACUCUUUGGUAUGCAGCCGGCUGGAGCUCCCGGAAUGCCCACACAGAACCCUAUGAUGGUUGCAGGAGCAGGUGGAGCCUUCAACCAGCAAACCCCUACACCUGGAGCCAAUAUGCAAAUGAAUGGAAGAGUAGGGGCAGGGUUUCCUCAAGGACAGUUUCCCGCGGCUGGUGGUUUUGGCGGCAUGCCUCAAGGGGCAAUGCCUAAUCAGUUUGGGAUGGGUAUGCCAGUAUCACAGCCUCAGCAACAGCCGCAACAGACUCCUCAAGGAGGCAUGAGUUUUGGGGGUGCUGGUAUGGCCGCAAUGGCAGGACUACAGUUUAAUAAAAUGGGCCAACCCCAGCAACCAAUGGGACAGUUUGGUGCACCUCAGCAACCUACCCCGCAAGGUCAGCAACAGAUGACCGCAUGGGGAGCAGCACCCAAUGCAGUACCACAACAGAAUCCUAUGGCUCCUAAUCCUUUUCUGUCGCUGGGAGGAGGCGGAUUUGGCGGCCAAGCUGCUAUUCCACCAAAGAGCAGUAAUGCCAGCAAUCCAUUCCUGUAAUCAUCACACCACCUACCAACCCACCUACAUCCAUCAUCAUCAUCCAUCUAGAUUCAACCUCGUAUCCUCAAAAGGUGACCAGACCAGCCCUCUUCUGUGGUAGAAUGGCUUGGAUGCUGUCGCUGGGAAAGUCAGGACUGAACUGGAUGCUGCUGGACUUGACUGGAAUUGACUGGAAUGUUCUUGAAUUGAUUAAAUUCAUACAUCUGUAAGGUUUCUGCGAGGACAAAUGGAACAGUUCUGGUUGUGAGUGGUCCUUGAGGCUCUUGAUGACCUCCACCUGUGAUCACGUCUUAAGACAACUUGGUAGCCAACACCGGAUUGGCUCCAGCUUCCAGAGAUCUGAGAUGCUGGUUGAAUGGAAGGAGAAGCACUGAAAUGGAGUUGCAUUCCCAGAUGGAGGAAAUAGAGUCUCUUUUGCAAAUCUCAUCUCGCCAUAAAAAUGAUAAUGUUAUCUUUUUAUUGUGAUGUGGAUAUGUGUGUCUCUGUUCUUUGAAUGGACUUGGUAAUAUUGUACUGACCCUUUUGUAUAAACUUAGUGCAAAAUGCAUGCAAGAAAUGAAUCCUUCAAAGAAUCAAUUCUCUACCCCUGGGUCAAGUUUGCCGAAGUUAGAUAAAUGCCUUGGGAUAGGAUAUUCGUGGCAUAUGGGAUUUGAGCCUUAAAUCUUAAUCAGGGUUCCCACCAUCCUGGAAAAAAAUUGUCAUGGAUUAAGUCAGGGAAUUUGGAAAAUUUGUGAAAAGUCAUAGAAAAGUCAUGAAAUUGCAUUUACCUCUUGGCUAUCGCAGCUUUCCAGUUUGCCUCGCAACUCUCAUACUCUGCUAUUAUAAUUGGUGUUCAUGAGGGGAGGUGGAGGGUGGAGGCCAUCAUAAUGUGUCUGAUUUUCGAAACCGUGCCAGAAAGGAAGUCAUGGGAAGCAGCAAUUUAGUCACAGAAUUCUGUUUUCAAAUUUCUGUGGGAACCCUGUUAAAGAUGACAGACACUAGGUCAUGACUGGGCCAUGACACCUCGGAGUGAUUAAAAAAUGUGAAUGGAUUAUUUCAUUCCACACUCUCAUGAACCUUUUUUUCUAGCAUCGUUUACCCCCCCCCCCCCCCCCCCUCCCCUUCUCAUCUCCUUGUUUUACAACAUACUGCUGUAAAAGCAUUGCCAAAUAAAGCCAAUUUUAUAAAGAAAAAUUGCCAGAUACAGAUCUCUAAGAAGCAGAUGCCAUUAAAAUUGGGUUUAAGUCUAUUCUUCAUUGAGUAAUCAGCAUCAUUGUUAUCGUUUUUCAUUAUAUUAUACAGAACAGGCCCUAAACUUGGCUAAUUACAUGUAGGUAACUGCACAAUGUCAGUUGAUUUGAUUUCAUUAUUUCUUCUUUUUUUUAAAAUAGUUUUUUUUUUCGUAGGUGCCAAAUUGUUUGUUUGAAAACAGUAAUCAAGGACCUAAAUUUCAAUUAUUAGCAGAGAUAAUAUGACCUCAAUAGACAAAUUUGUACCCAGCUAUUAGAUUUUCAAUGUUAACCAUGCAAAAGGCGGCACCAUGUUACAGUCUAAAUAAGAAUAGGCGGCCUUUCAGAACACUUCUUUUUUUGCUGUACAAGAAUUUUUUUUUCUUUCAAACAUUUGUUUUUGCACCAUCCAUCUUCUAAGUGCGCAUGUAAAAAGUCAUAUGGGGAACUGCUUGAAAUUUUUAAUCAUUCAAAUACAAAUCAAUUGCACAUCAAGCAAUCAAGCACCCAAUAUCAAGCAUGAUGGGGUGUUGAAACAAAGUUAAGUUGCAAUUAAAUGCAAAUAGAUCACAAAUUUUUGUUUGCUUAUGAAAGGACAGUGCUCCAAUUGUGGUCGCAAAUCUAUAACAUCAAGGAUUAUGUUAAUUUUGAUAUUAGAAAUAAAUUAAUCCAAUUCAACAAAUGAGCUCUGAAUGUUUUGGCAUUAGCAUCAUUGACUCCAAUAUCACAACUCUUAGUAUAAACGGCCCAUAAUCACUGGUUCACAAACAGAGCAAACAUAAAAAUGCUAUUUAACUUUCAACCUUUGUUUCAAAUUUUAAGGAAAUAUCACUCUCGGGCCUAUUUUAAGUUAGUUUAUGGAGUUCAAUUUGCUAAUGCAUGAAUAGACUUUGGCAAAACUCGACAAAUGUUGGUUGAAAUAUUGGUCAGAGUUGGUCAAAUUUGAACAAUAUUGGUCUGUGUUUGCUGAACUCGACCAAUGUUUGUUGACAUAUGGUCUGUAUUAGCCGAAUUCAACCACUAUUGGUCAAAAUAUUGGUCCGUAUUUGCUCAAUUCACCAAAUUCAACUAAUACUUUAUUUCCUUGUUGGAUGUUAAAGGUUAACAACCCUGCCUAUGCAUACAAAAAGAGGCAGUGGUAUAUUUUUAUAAUUUUUUUCCUCUUCUAUAGGCUGAUGAUACAUGUAAUUUAUUUGAGUUAGUCUGAUGGUUUUUACCAAUAGAAAUAGUGGGGUGUAUUUUAAACCUUGUUACAUCUCAGUAUGUUACUGCAAAUAAUUGUUAAAUAAGUGGUAAUAG
Messenger RNA from Lytechinus variegatus (green sea urchin), 4753 nucleotides. Its product is annotated as arf-GAP domain and FG repeat-containing protein 1-like. The coding region runs from base 99 to 2243 and encodes 714 amino acids. Gene Ontology annotation, molecular function: GTPase activator activity. The record is from RefSeq and is a predicted model, not a curated record. NCBI's taxonomy places the organism in Eukaryota, Metazoa, Echinodermata, Echinoidea, Temnopleuroida, Toxopneustidae. The transcript has 9 exons.